AGUGAUGUCACCCGGAGAGCCAGCCGUUGGUGGAUCACGUGCUCUCGUUCACGGUCGCAGACGGCAGGAUCUGGCUCAGGAGCUAUCAGAUCAUGGAAGAAGACGCAUCUCUGGUGGAGAUCGGCCCUCGUUUCGUCUUGAAUCUCAUCAGAAUAUUCCAGGGCAGCUUCGGCGGACCCACACUCGCCGGCGGAUGAUCAGACAGAACGAGAAGCGCAGAGAGCAGCAGGAGGUGUUCUGGACUCCAGCCGAGGCCACAGACACACAGAAGCAGCUCAGACUCACACAGAUGAAGCGCAAAGGCCUGCCAUAACCUGUGGUGUUCACUCAUAAAACGUCCCUGUCACCACAGGUCUGCAUCGAUAUUAUAAUGAGAUCUGAUCCCAGAUCAGAGGUUCUGCUUCCUGAACAAAGUGUUUCUGUUGUUGUUCAGGUCGAGGAGCAGCUCGGCUGUUGUGUUUCUGCUUCUUUUGUAAUGCAGUGCAAUUUUAAUAAACUUUUUAUUAAUGUUCAAA
Molecule: messenger RNA, 515 nt
Organism: Sinocyclocheilus anshuiensis
Lineage: Eukaryota; Metazoa; Chordata; Actinopteri; Cypriniformes; Cyprinidae
Gene: brix1
Product: brix domain containing 2
Exons: 3
Coding region: 5-313 (102 amino acids)
Biological process (GO): ribosomal large subunit assembly; rRNA processing
Cellular component (GO): nucleolus
Molecular function (GO): rRNA binding
Source: RefSeq, a predicted model, not a curated record